AUGCCUAAUAUCUGCAAGCAUGGAGAUCAGGCGCUCUACCCGAUAAAGAAACAGUGCCUUCUUGUUCAUAUUAUUACCCGCCGGGGUCCUCGAUUUACUGUAACCCAGUACCACUCUACUGUGAGUGAAAAAGUGCCUGUAGGACAUGCUGUUUCCACUGUGACUGCAGUCGUUGAACCUUUUAGUACUCCCGCCUCUACUAACUUUUACACCAACAUCAGCCUGCCUGAUGUUUACCCCGUUGUAUACAGUCUAGUAACAACGAGCCCCUUGAGGACACAGAGUCAGAUAUUGAGGCAAAAUGUGCCUGGCUUGCUACGUGAUCCGAAUCUGGACAAGAGCAUGCUGGUUUCCCCAUAUCUUGGGUAUCAUCAGCUGGCUCUUCUAGCAGCUCCAUUUCAAGUAGACUUUGACACUGGUACGUCCUUUUCUUUCAUUCAUGCUCCACUUCUUGGUCUUACUAAUGUAUCAUACACUACUAUUCCAUUCUCUUUUAUUAUUUUGGUUCGAUCUUGUUUUCACAACUUGGUCAGGGGACAGGGGGACCUUGUGGAAUUUCCCUGGUCCUAUGUUUUCUGCCAUACUAUUCGUGAUUUCUAG
Protopolystoma xenopodis is the source of this 600-nucleotide messenger RNA. Lineage: Eukaryota; Metazoa; Platyhelminthes; Monogenea; Polystomatidea; Polystomatidae. The record is from the annotation of a GenBank genome assembly.